AUGGCACAGAAGGUAGAGAAGAGGAAGAAGCUUGAUGACGCCAUCACAUCAUUUGUUCAAGAUCAAUCAAAUAGACUUCACAAACUGGUGGUUGCUCACGAUGUCUCCGACAAGCAAGUGAAGGACAUCCUCAGUCUCAAGCCACACUACCACAGAAAAUGCUGUGUGCAAUUGCGCAAUGUAUUUGUGCACAUUAAAUCCAAGGAGCUUAAUGAAGGUCACCCUAUUGGAGACAAGUAUAGCCUAGAGCAAAUACAGAACAUCAUUGAUAGUGAUCCUGCGUAUAAGCAACUGUCGGCUGAGGAGGAACAGGACUACAUCAACUAG
This is a messenger RNA of Suillus bovinus, 327 nucleotides long. RefSeq lists its product as uncharacterized. The transcript has 2 exons. The record is from RefSeq and is a predicted model, not a curated record. The coding region runs from base 1 to 327 and encodes 108 amino acids. Lineage: Eukaryota; Fungi; Basidiomycota; Agaricomycetes; Boletales; Suillaceae.